AAAUUCUUUGAUAAGCGACAUUCGUUCGCAAUCGUGUUGCUCCCAUUGAUUUCUAAGGUAGUUAGUUGGCUUUUAUUUUUUCAAAGGACCUAAGAUCAUCAAGAUGUUAGUAUCAAAUGCAGCGGAGUGCUGAUAUGAUGUUACAACUGUUAUCAGAUAAGUCAAUAAUAUAAAAUUUAUUAUAUUUAUCAUUCUGUGUUUGGUGUAUCAGUGUCCGGUUGACGGUUAUUGUUUCUUCAUUAUUAUUAUUAUGAAUUUAUAUUUUACAGUUCACUGUUGUUCAUUUUAAAUUAUACCUAUUUAAAAUCUUUAUUGAUCCUAUUUCUUUCUUAACAUGGGUAUUCCAGGUCUGACAUCGUUUAUAAAUCGUAAUUCAACGCAAUAUUUUGAAAAUGUACAACUCAAAGACACUUUGAUUAUAAUAGAUGGUUAUGCUUUAACAAAUUUUCUAUAUAGAUCAUAUGAAAAUCAAACUAGUGCUUUUGGCGGAGAUUAUGACAUUAUAGCAAAGGUAUAUAUAGAUUUUAUUAACUUGUUAACAAGAUGCAAUGUAAUACCAAUUUUUGUGUUUGAUGGUGCAUACGAACAACGUAAAAUGGAAACAAUCAUGAGUCGAAUGAGCCAAAGAAUAAAAUCAUACAGCCAACCUAUUAAGUCUGCUGAAUGCAUGCCUAUGUUUGGUAGUGAUGUCAUAUUUGAUAUUCUUAAUGAUAUGGAUAUACCACAUGUUAAUUGUGAUUUUGAAGCUGAUGCAGAGAUUGUUGCAUUGGCCAAAUUAUUAAAUUGUCCUGUUAUAAGCCGGGACUCUGAUUUUUAUAUAAAUACAGUACCAUAUAUACCAUUGGACAAGAUUAUCCUUGAUUUAGAUCCUAAUGUAAAAGUGAUAAAUUGUCAAGUAUAUAGAGUUGAAAAAUUACUGAAUGAGUUUGGCGGAUUAAAUAUUGACUAUUUACCUUUAGUGGCUGCAUUAUUAGGUAAUGAUUACAUAAGGCAAGACACAUUUUGUUCACUUUUACGAUUAAACCAAGGAUGUUUCAACUGUGGAUUAAAACUUAAACGAAUCACAGAAUGGCUUAGAAAACAACAGAAUAUAAGAUCAGCUAUAGUAAAUAUGACUUAUAACUUAUCUCGUAAUAGAGAUUACAUUGAAAAUCAAAUAAAUAACAUUAUAAAAGACUAUAAAAAUAAAAAUAGCAAGUAUCUAUCAUUUAUUCUUCAAUACAAAAAAAUGAGCACAUAUCAAGAUCAAUUAAGACAUUUAACAUCAAAUGAAAAAAGUAUACUACCUCCUUGGUUAGAAUACAAUUAUCGUAAGGGUACUAUAAAUGCUGAAGUUAUGACAAUUAUAACAUUAAAAAAAGUAUUUUUUAAAGUACAAAUUGAAGAUUAUGAAAAAUAUCCUUAUUAUGAAAUAUCCUUUAAAAUUGUUGAAAAAAUAAUUGGGUUAUUAUUUGGAAAAGGUGAUUCAAUUCCCAGUUUAGGAAGAAAAAAUGGACUUAAUAUAGGUCAAUUCAAAAUAAAACGAUAUAUAACUAACCCUUAUGUACCAUUAGCUGAUUUAAAUAAGAGUGAAUUGAAAUACCGCAAAAAUAUAAUUUUAAAUUUAGUUGGUAUAAAAGUAAUUGAUGGUGUUCCAAAAGAAUGGGAAUUAUUUUUCUUGAUUUUAAUUUAUUGGGCAGUACAUAGCAAUAAUAUUAAAUCCAAACUCAUGCAUGCUUUAAUCGUAUGUGCAAUAACAUUAAAUGUCAUCAAAAAAAUUGAAAUUGAUCCAAAAAAUAAAAAAACUGAAGAUAUUACUGACAAUAGUGUUAUAAGUGAAAAUAUCGCUAAAGUAAAUAAAGAAGAUUGUAUUAAAGCUAUGAGUGUGUUAUCAAAUUAUUUUCAAAUUGGUCAAUAUAGUAACAAAUAUUUAUAUUAUAAAAUUAUUCAUCCAUUUGCACAAUUUCAAAGUUGUGUUUAUUUUUUUAUGAUACUCAACUCAUUACUGGAUUUCCCAUUUGAUCAGUGUCGAAUUGAAAAUUUUUAUAAAGGAUCAUUUUUGUAUAAUUUAUGUGUACAAAUGGAAAAUUCUGAACCAGAAAUAUUUGUAUCACAUAAAUUAUUUGAAAAAACAGAUUCAUUAAAUAAUGUUUAUAAAUCAAUAAUUAAUCUUAUGAACGAACUAUUGCCGGUUCCAAAAAAAAGAUCUGGAACACACAGUAGUACUAGUAAUUGUUCAAAACCAAAAGGCAAAACAGAGAAAAAACUAAAAUAAACAAUAAAUUAUUUUAUAACUAUAAAUUAAAUAAUAGU
Melanaphis sacchari is the source of this 2292-nucleotide messenger RNA. RefSeq names its product protein asteroid (gene ast). Gene Ontology annotation, molecular function: nuclease activity. The record is from RefSeq and is a predicted model, not a curated record. The transcript has a single exon. NCBI's taxonomy places the organism in Eukaryota, Metazoa, Arthropoda, Insecta, Hemiptera, Aphididae. Bases 335 to 2254 code for a protein of 639 amino acids.